AUGCCCUUCUACUGGGAGACGCAACCGUUCACGGAUGCUGACUACGAUGCGGCACUAUGUGCCAGCGUGAACCGCACAAAGCAGUGUUCUGGGUUGACAACGCAGUACCACCUCUACCGGGCUUUCGGGAUCACCUCGAAGUACAAGUUGCAAUGUGCGAAGGAUCUCUUCCUCAUACCACACACGGCGCUCGGAGUGUGCUUGGAGAUCCUCUUCAUCUUCGCCCUCUGCAUCGGAAACCGAGGACUUUACGAGCACAGCAAGAUCAUGUUGCCCAUGGCCGCCCUUUUUGCCUUGCACAUCCUGCCAGCUGCUGGAGGCAUCCCGAACAGUCUCACGGGACUCCCUGUGAAUCAGACCCUGGUGUUGCUGAUCUUAGCGGCCGUGGCACUGGGCGCGGCGGGCAUGUGGGCGGACUAUCAUGCGAACGGCAAGGAGCCUCCUGUCCAGCAGCGUGCAGGGAGGCUGCUCUUCCUGUCCUGGAUCCUAAUUGGUGCUCUUGUGAACUUAGCUCCCAUCGGCGAGUGGGCCAUUCUCGCGAGCAGCUGGAACAGCAAAGCCUCCCCCGACGUUCCGCACCCGCUGUCGGGCCAUGAUUGGUACACUAAGCUCAACUGUCCUUGGUUGGGUCGAAUUGCGGCGAUGUUCGCAAUGUUUACCGUCUUCAUGUAUUCCUUCGAUGUCUACGCGGAAGAGCGUGGAGAGCGGUGGAGGAGCCCAUUCAGCAGGGAUGGGCCUGCCCUCUGGCAGCUGAUGCGAAGACCGUAUCCAGAUGUCGAGGACAAGUUCCCUGAGAGGCCGGAGCGCUGGCUGGAAGCAACCGGCGAGUGCUUCGUACUUUGCAUCGGCGUCUCCUGGCUAGUCACAUCCGUCUUCAACCCAGGCAUCUUUCGCGACAAUAUCCUUCGCAGCAUUGUCGGAUACAACAAUCUUUGCGUUGGUUUUGACAGCCCUCCCGCGCGGUACGUGGCCAUGCCGCUCUUGGUUUGCCAAGCCGUGCUUGCGGCACGCUAUACCUAUCUGGACACCAUUCGUCUGAAAGCAAACCGGGCAUACCUGACUCCGUGCCAAUACUGGCUCGGAUACUAUGCCAACACUGUCUUUGCCGUCUGGAUGGCCUGCUUUCCAAUGCUCCUCGUGAUUACCGCAGAGUUUGACAGCUGGACGAGCACAAAGAUCCACCUGUUUCUCUUCAUGGCGACGUUGUUCAUCAUGUGGGCCAUGAUUGCCGGCAAUGUCCUUGAGGCGGAAGAGGUGGAGACAGGCACACGGAUCUGGUUCGGCUUGUUUACCUUUCACACGCUGGCGCUGCCAGCAGUCGGCGUGAUUGAUGUUCUCAACUUCCACCCGGACCUGACGGCGGCGGAGAUACCUUCAAUCA
Molecule: messenger RNA, 1381 nt
Organism: Symbiodinium necroappetens
Lineage: Eukaryota; Dinophyceae; Suessiales; Symbiodiniaceae
Source: the annotation of a GenBank genome assembly